This is a messenger RNA of Aspergillus homomorphus CBS 101889, 1864 nucleotides long. RefSeq names its product MFS general substrate transporter. Gene Ontology annotation, molecular function: transmembrane transporter activity. Gene Ontology annotation, biological process: transmembrane transport. The transcript has 5 exons. The record is from RefSeq and is a predicted model, not a curated record. Bases 270 to 1838 code for a protein of 522 amino acids. NCBI's taxonomy places the organism in Eukaryota, Fungi, Ascomycota, Eurotiomycetes, Eurotiales, Aspergillaceae.
GUUAUCCACUUGACUCCCAUCUAGGAAGGUCCUCGGAUUGACCUCAUCCACCGGGCAUGCUCCGCAGUGGGGACAUCCUGUCUUUUCUUUUGUCGGAGUCCGAGCGUGUUUUGUCCGUGGCAUCGAUGGCAUUGACAACUCCGGGACAUAUAGAGCACUGGCCUCGCACAUUGCCCAUCUGCAGGGAAUUCUCUUGCUCAUCAUUUCUGGAGUGAAAAUACCUGUCUAGCAAGUUGCUUCGAGGCUGGACCUGCAACCAAUCUAUAAUCAUGCCCACUUUCAGAAACGAUACGGUCAAAGUCCCAGAGCCGCAGGUCUCCUCGUUGGCUUCCUCGAUAAAUCAUGACUCGGAGAAAGAUUCAAUCUCGCCAGACCCUUCCACAUGUGAGGGUCAACCGUCCGAGCCACUGGUGCAUCAUAUCUUCACUCGAUCUCGCAAACUGCAGAUGGUAUGCAUCGUCUCCAUGGCUGCCAUCUUUUCUCCACUAUCCUCCAAUAUUUACUUCCCCGCACUGGACGAUGUGUCACAAUCACUCAAUGUCAGCAUGACGCUGGCGACUCUCACCAUCACGAUAUAUAUGAUUGUUCAAGGUCUCGCGCCAACCUUUUGGGGCUCGCUUUCAGAUGCUACAGGGCGACGGCCUGUGUUCAUUGGCACCUUUGUUGUCUACUUAGUAGCAAACAUCGCACUUGCGGAAUCCAAGUAUUAUGGUGAGCUCAUGGCAUUUCGUGCCUUGCAGGCUGCUGGUAGCGCGGCCACUAUCUCAAUCGGAGCUGGGGUUAUUGGCGACAUCACCACUUCGGCAGAGCGGGGUAGCUUGGUGGGCAUCUUCGGUGGAGUCCGCAUGCUUGGACAAGGCAUCGGCCCAGUCUUCGGUGGUCUGUUGACUCAAUACCUGGGGUAUAGGUCCAUCUUCUGGUUCCUAACUAUUCUCGGAGGCGUGAGUCUUGUUUCAACCUUGGUCCUGCUCCCAGAAACGCUGCGCCCUAUAGCUGGCAAUGGCACUGUGAAGCUUCACGGCCUACACAAGCCUUUUCUGUAUCAGUUCACGAGCCAGCCCGGUGUUAUCGAGGGUGCAGAGCCGGAAGCAAAGAAGGCGAAGGUGACUUGGAGGACUGUUUGUGCCCCGUUGAAGUUUCUGGCCGAAAAGGAUGUCUUCAUCACUCUCUUCUUCGGAAGCAUUGUGUAUACUGUAUGGAGUAUGGUGACAUCGAGCACUACAGAUCUUUUCAGCGAGGUCUACGGCUUGUCAUCACUUGAGAUCGGACUGACAUUCUUGGGCAACGGUUUCGGAUGCAUGUCAGGGUCCUACCUAGUUGGGUAUUUGAUGGACUAUAACCAUCGUUUGACGGAGCGCGAAUAUUGCGAGAAGCAUGGAUACCCGGCGGGUACACGAGUCAAUCUCAAAUCACAUUCAGAUUUCCCCAUUGAGGUUGCUCGGAUGCGAAACACCUGGUGGAUAACGGGGAUCUUCAUCGUGACCACAGCGGUCUAUGGCGUGUCUCUCCGCACUCAUGUCGCCGUUCCCAUUAUUUUGCAGUACUUCAUCGCCUUCUGCGCGACAGGAAUCUUCACCAUCAACAGCGCGUUGGUCAUUGAUCUUUAUCCCGGAGCUAGCGCCAGCGCAACAGCGGUCAACAACCUGAUGCGGUGUUUGGUUGGGGCUGCAGGCGUGGCGGCUGUACAACCCAUUCUGGAAGCGCUGGGGGCAGACUAUACAUUUGUCCUGCUUGCUGGUAUCACAUUGGUGAUGGUUCCAUUGUUGUGGAUCGAAGAUCGAUGGGGCCCUGGUUGGCGGCAGGCCCGGGAGCAAAGACUGAAGGCACAGAAAGAGUAGACAGGUCAGGUCGAAGGACAUCUAUC